Molecule: messenger RNA, 6959 nt
Organism: Arvicanthis niloticus (Nile rat)
Lineage: Eukaryota; Metazoa; Chordata; Mammalia; Rodentia; Muridae
Gene: Mtr
Product: 5-methyltetrahydrofolate-homocysteine methyltransferase
Biological process (GO): homocysteine metabolic process; tetrahydrofolate metabolic process
Cellular component (GO): cytosol
Molecular function (GO): methionine synthase activity; zinc ion binding; cobalamin binding
Source: RefSeq, a predicted model, not a curated record
UCCUUUAGUCUUUAGCUGCGGCCUUGCGCUGUAACGGGGAGCUUUGCGCUUGGGAGUUCGGUGAGAAGCGUGUGCCCGAGGCACAGUACCCGGAGGCCCGGUGUGUCGGCUCUGGAGCUUCAGGGAUCUUGUCAGUCAGUUCGUCAGGCCAGAAAACGCUGGCUGGAGCCGUCCGCGGUGGAAUUCUUUGGAGAUCAAGCCUUCCCUGCUUGAGGAGGGCGCUAGGCGGCGCGUCGCCUGUGCUGGUGCAACCUGGAGAGAUGAAGAAAACUUUGCAGGAUGAGAUUGAAGCCAUUCUUCGGAAGAGGAUUAUGGUGCUAGAUGGUGGGAUGGGGACCAUGAUCCAGCGGUACAAACUAAGUGAAGAAAAUUUCCAAGGGCAAGAGUUUAAAGAUCACACCAGGCCACUGAAAGGCAACAAUGACAUCUUAAGUAUAACUCAGCCUGAUGUUAUUUACCAAAUUCAUAAGGAAUACUUGCUGGCUGGAGCGGAUAUUAUCGAAACAAACACUUUCAGCAGCACUAGUAUCGCCCAGGCUGACUAUGGCCUUGAACACCUGGCCUACCGGAUGAACAAGUGCUCUGCAGAUGUGGCCAGAAAAGCCGCUGAGGAGAUAACUCUGCAGACAGGAGUCAAGAGGUUUGUGGCUGGAGCUCUGGGUCCGACUAAUAAGACACUUUCUGUCUCCCCAUCUGUGGAAAGGCCCGAUUAUAGGAACAUCACAUUUGAUGAGCUUGUUGAAGCAUACCAGGAACAGGCCAGGGGACUGCUGGAUGGCGGGGUUGACAUCUUACUCAUUGAAACAAUUUUUGAUACAGCCAAUGCCAAAGCAGCCUUGUUUGCGCUCCAGAAACUCUUUGAAGAGAAUUAUGCUCCUCCCCGGCCUAUCUUUAUUUCUGGGACCAUUGUUGAUAAAAGUGGACGGACUCUUUCUGGCCAGACAGGAGAGGCUUUCGUCACCAGCGUGUCUCAUUCAGACCCCCUGUGCAUUGGAUUAAAUUGUGCUCUAGGUGCAGCUGAAAUGAGGCCUUUCAUUGAAACAAUUGGAAAAUGUACAACAGCCUAUGUCCUCUGUUACCCAAAUGCAGGUCUUCCAAAUACUUUUGGUGACUAUGAUGAAACACCAUCCAUAAUGGCCAUGCACCUGAAGGAGUUUGCGGUGGAUGGCUUGGUGAACAUAGUUGGUGGAUGCUGUGGUUCAACACCUGAUCACAUCAGGGAAAUUGCAGAAGCUGUGAAAAAUUGUAAGCCAAGAGUUCCCCCUGCUAGUGUUUUUGAAGGACAUAUGUUACUAUCUGGUCUAGAACCCUUCAGGAUUGGACCAUACACCAACUUUGUUAACAUUGGAGAACGAUGUAAUGUGGCAGGAUCCAGGAAAUUUGCUAAACUCAUCAUGGCAGGAAACUAUGAAGAAGCCCUGAGCAUUGCCAAAGUACAGGUGGAAAUGGGAGCUCAGGUGCUGGAUAUCAACAUGGAUGAUGGCAUGCUGGAUGGUCCCAGUGCAAUGACCAAAUUUUGCAACUUCAUUGCUUCUGAGCCUGACAUUGCCAAGGUGCCCCUGUGCAUUGACUCUUCCAAUUUUGCUGUGAUUGAAGCUGGGUUGAAGUGCUGCCAAGGGAAGUGCAUAGUCAACAGUAUCAGUCUGAAGGAGGGGGAGGAGGACUUCCUGGAGAAGGCCAGGAAGAUUAAGAAGUUUGGAGCUGCUGUGGUAGUUAUGGCUUUUGAUGAGGAAGGACAGGCAACAGAAACAGAUGUUAAAGUCAGUGUGUGCACCAGAGCCUACCAUCUACUUGUGGAAAAAGUGGGCUUCAAUCCAAAUGACAUCAUCUUUGACCCCAACAUCCUUACCAUUGGUACUGGAAUGGAAGAACAUAACUUGUAUGCUAUCAAUUUUAUUCAUGCAACAAGAGUUAUUAAGGAAACAUUACCAGGAGUCAGAAUAAGUGGUGGUCUUUCCAACUUAUCCUUCUCCUUCCGAGGGAUGGAAGCCAUUCGAGAAGCAAUGCAUGGUGUUUUCCUUUAUCAUGCAAUCAAGUUUGGUAUGGACAUGGGGAUAGUCAAUGCCGGCAACCUCCCUGUGUAUGAUGAUAUCCAUAAGGACCUUCUUCAGCUCUGUGAAGACCUCAUCUGGAACAAAGACUCUGAGGCUACUGAAAAACUCCUACGAUAUGCCCAGACUCAUGGCAAAGGAGGGAAGAAAGUCAUGCAGACAGAUGAGUGGAGGAAUGGCUCCAUUGAAGAGCGCCUGGAGUAUGCUCUCGUGAAGGGCAUUGAAAAGCACAUUGUUGAAGAUACUGAAGAAGCCAGGUUAAACUGGGAAAAAUACCCUCGGCCUCUGAAUAUAAUUGAAGGGCCCCUAAUGAAUGGCAUGAAAGUGGUUGGUGAUCUUUUUGGAGCUGGAAAAAUGUUUCUACCUCAGGUUAUAAAGUCAGCCCGUGUCAUGAAGAAGGCUGUUGGCCACCUUAUCCCUUUCAUGGAAAAAGAAAGGGAAGAAGCCAGAGUGCUUAAUGGUUCAGUUGAAGAAGAGGACCCUUACCAAGGCACCAUCGUGCUGGCCACUGUUAAAGGUGAUGUGCAUGACAUUGGCAAGAACAUAGUUGGUGUGGUGCUGGGCUGUAAUAAUUUCAGAGUUAUUGAUUUAGGAGUCAUGACUCCCUGUGAUAAGAUCCUACAAGCUGCUCUGGACCACAAAGCAGAUAUAAUUGGCUUGUCAGGACUCAUCACUCCAUCCUUGGAUGAAAUGAUUUUUGUUGCCAAGGAAAUGGAGAGGUUGGCUAUAAAGAUUCCAUUGUUGAUAGGAGGAGCAACCACUUCAAGAACCCACACAGCAGUUAAAAUAGCACCACGAUACAGUGCGCCUGUAAUCCACGUCCUAGAUGCAUCCAAGAGUGUGGUGGUGUGUUCUCAGCUGUUAGAUGAAAAUCUGAAAGAUGACUACUUUGAAGAAAUACUGGAAGAGUAUGAAGAUAUUAGACAGGAUCACUAUGAGUCUCUCAGAGAGAGAAAAUACUUAUCCCUAAGUCAAGCUAGAAAACAUGGUUUCCACAUUGAUUGGCUGUCUGAACCUCACCCAGUGAGGCCCACGUUUAUUGGGACCCAGGUCUUUGAAGACUACAACCUGCAAAAGCUGGUGGAUUACAUUGACUGGAAGCCUUUCUUUGACGUCUGGCAGCUCCGGGGCAAGUACCCGAAUCGAGGAUUUCCCAAGAUAUUUAAUGACAAAACAGUAGGCGAAGAAGCCAAAAAGGUAUACGAUGAUGCUCAGAUUAUGCUGAACAUACUGAUUAAUCAAAAGAAACUCCAGGCCAGGGGUGUGGUUGGAUUCUGGCCAGCACAGAGUGUCCAGGAUGACAUCCACCUGUAUGCAGAGGGGGUGGUGCCCCAGGCCGCUGAGCCCAUAGCCACCUUCUAUGGACUGAGGCAGCAGGCUGAGAAGGACUCUUCCAGUACAGACCCCUACCACUGCCUCUCAGACUUCAUUGCUCCUCUGCAUUCUGGUGUUUCUGACUACUUGGGUCUCUUUGCUGUUGCCUGCUUUGGGGUUGAAGAACUGAGUAAGGCCUAUGAGGACGAUGGCGAUGACUACAGCAGCAUCAUGGUGAAGGCGCUGGGGGACAGGCUGGCAGAGGCCUUUGCAGAGGAGCUCCAUGAGAGAGUACGCCGAGAACUGUGGGCUUACUGUGGGAGUGAGCAGUUGGGUGUCACAGACUUGCGCAAACUCCGGUAUGAGGGCAUCCGGCCAGCUCCUGGUUACCCCAGCCAGCCUGACCAUACUGAGAAGCUCACCAUGUGGAGACUGGCCAACAUUGAGCAGGCCACAGGCAUCAGGUUGACAGAGUCUUUGGCAAUGGCACCUGCUUCAGCAGUAUCAGGUCUAUAUUUCUCCAAUGUAAAGUCCAAAUAUUUUGCUGUGGGGAAAAUUUCCAAAGAUCAGAUUGAGGAUUAUGCUUUGAGGAAGAACAUGCCAGUGGUCGAGGUGGAGAAAUGGCUUGGCCCCAUUCUGGGAUAUGAUACAGACUGACUUCUCUCUCACACUCCUUUACUCUUCCCUUUUUUCUUUUAAACUUUUCUGUUUGCUGACCUCAGGGAGGGCGGGUAUAAUCCAGUGUGCCUUACAAAUAACAAGAAGAAGCGCCUUUGUGCCUGCCCUGCCCUGCCCUGCUGUGAGAAGGCUGAUUGGUGGCAGGUGACGUAGAUUAAGUCCUCUAGGGCCCGGGAAAAGAAGCACUUUUUCAGGGACCUUAAUUGAGGAGCAACAAGGUACCAAGGCUCAUGGUGUCCCUAGGCCCUCAGUGUUGGGACAAGCAGAGGACAUCUUUUGCGUUUCAAAGCAGGGCACCCAGCUUUUUCCCAUUUUUGCCUUUGACCAGGAAGACACUUGUUCCUGGGUUUGUCUGUUUGUUUUCCUUUGGUUUUUUAUUUGUUUGUUGGCUGCCUCAUAUAUUAAAAAAGAUUCUGAAAAUAAGUUGAAUAGGAGAAUAUAUAGAAUAUAUGUAACCCUGGUGCAGAGUGUCACCAUGAGAAGUGUAGCCUUUUAAUGUAAGUGGUUUCAGCAGUUAGACUUGGACAGGGAGAAAAGUAUUCCUUUUCUUUUGUAACAUCUCAUUUCUGAGGCGUAACUAAGUGGAUGUUGAACAUUUCUGUGGCAGAGGCAUGCUCACUGCUUGCUGGACAGAAAUACUGGUACUAUUUGCCCCGGUGUAGGUAGGCACAGUCACUUCCUCAUUUAAUAGCUUGGCUUUUCCCAGGGCUGUUACUUUCUCCCGCAGCUCUGUGUGCUGUCUUUCUGAUUCAGUCAGGCUGACUUCCACAGCAUCCAGCCAGCUGGAGAGCUGUCGGGCGUCAUCUUGAUAACUUGUCCACUUUGAGAGUGCACCUUCCAGCCGACUUUCACAUCGAAUUGCCGCAGACAAGAGGGACUCCCACAUGUCCUUCAUGGCCUGCAGCUGCUGCUGAACAGCAGGGCUGCCUUCCGGAGAGGUACUCUGCAGAACAUACUCCCCCCGGCUCAUGAUCAUUUUCAUCUGGAUUUCUUUUUCCUGUCUCACUGACAACAGACCUCCAACUUGAGCAUUCUGCCAUCCAGCACACUUUUAUCCGACGUGGGGAGGCAGUAUCUGACAUCCAUUCCCGCAGCUCUUUAAUGCCCAGGGAGAACUGGCUGUGCUCAGCAACAAUCCUGUCCAGCCUCGAUACUUUCUCCUUGGUUACAUUGCUUAGCGCUAGAUACUGAGAAGACAGCUGCGACACUCUGUGCACAAGGCUCUUGCUUGCAGCUUGUCCCUUCCAUAGCUGCCGAGCUUUCUCCUUCAGCCUGUGGAGCUGAGGCUCGUAGCACUGUAUCUCCUCAAGGACAGACUGCAGCUUCUGCUGUUGUCUCCUCUUGGUGGGCAGGUCAUAGAGGUGAUUGUCGCUCUCCUGCACCAGUCUCUGUUUACUCAGCCAGCUCUACAUGGGCUCUGCACUCACUUCAGAGUCUUUCAUCGGAUCUUUAGAUUCUCCAAGACUGAUUCCUUUUGGUGAAGAUUUGCAUGAAAAAUUUUCCAGUCUUGUUUUGCGGUUAGGACUUUGGCUUGGACAGCAUCAUAUUUAGCUUGUGUUGCCCAGUUUCACUUUCUGACAGAAACUUCCUGGAUCUUCUGAAGACUGGAAGAAACUUCAGUAAGAUUCUGAGGUAGAUCGAAACAUUUGGCAGUGGUGAUUUUUGCGUUAACCAACUAUUGCUGGAAGCUCCUGGAGGCCUUCCGAAAUCUUUCUUGCAAAAUCUGUUCUUUAUUCUGACAUCCCAUGGAAGCUUGCAAACAGAGACAGUUAUAUUCUUUAAUUAAGCCUGAGACUUUCCCACUGUAUGGGCUCAGGUCCCUGGAAAACCGGCAAAGUUCAUUCAACUGAGACUUGAGAUCCUCUGUCAUAGGCUCUGACUUUUGUAGAGCAUCCAGGAUCUCUCGUCCUUUGUGCCAGCAUUCCACUAUCUCCUCGUCAGUGUUCUUGCCUUCCAGGAGGGUGAGCUGCUGGGCCCGGGUUUUCAGAAGGGUGCUGAGCUGUUCCAGGGCCUGCUCGAGUUGGGUCACCUGGCUGGAGAACUCCUGCUCCGAGAGAGCCAUUUCACUGACCAGAUUCUCCAGGCUGCUCUGUGCUUGGAAGAGGCUAUCCAGUCCAACUUUUUUUUUUUUUUUUUUUUUUUUUUUUUUGUAACAAAUAAGGGAUUAGUAACUAGAAUUAGUAACUAGAAUGUAUAGAAAUUUUUAUUUGGAAAAACAUAGAAGAAAGUCUUUCUCAUGAGGCUGGUAAAAGAUGCUCUGUGGUGAUAAGAAUUGUGAGAUUAGGGUUCACAUCUAUAACAUUUGCAAGAAUGGGGCCCAUAGUUCCAGAUAUGUAAGUAGUCAUGUGCAUGUUACAAUCACUGCUGGCGAACAGUUAACACUUUGCAGAUGUGAGCAUCUGCAGAGUGAACAAGGCUAGAACUCCUAGCAUUUCAGCGUUUUGGUCAUGGCAAUAUAAUUGGGUUAGUAACAGGAAUAACUGAAGUUCUGUCCAUGGGAGAAUAGUUUUAUAAGAUACCAUGGUGCAGUGAAAUUGAGUGGACUACAGCCACACUUGGCAAUAAAGGUGAAUCACAGAAAAUAGGGACAAAGUAAGUCUCUUGAGUCUACUUAAUGGCAUGAUACUGUUUUCAUUGAGUUCCAAAAGUGAAUAAGCUUAAAGAAUGUAUAUGAUAGCUACUUGUGUGGUAAAAUCUUAAAAGGUCACAGAAAUCCCAACAUUAAGUUUAGUGAUAGGUGGCCUUAGGGGCCGGGGGGGGGGGGGUUAAAGGGCAGAGAAGAGCACACAAGUGAGUUAUGAGCAGCUGCUUUAGUUCUGGGGUGGGAGGGCUAUGCUGUUUACUGCAGACAGCAUUUCUGGACAUUUUAAAUGUGCCAUAGUUAAUGUAUUUUAACCAAUAAAGAUAAAGUGAAAU